Molecule: messenger RNA, 1879 nt
Organism: Calidris pugnax (ruff)
Lineage: Eukaryota; Metazoa; Chordata; Aves; Charadriiformes; Scolopacidae
Product: C-type lectin domain family 2 member G-like
Exons: 8
Coding region: 579-1136 (185 amino acids)
Source: RefSeq, a predicted model, not a curated record
UCCCUGCUGGGUGGACUGGGAGCACUGCAAAUGCCCCCCCUCCCCUUUCCUGUAGCCCUGAGUUGUCUUCACCCACCGUCCGUCCAGCACGGGUUUGCCCCCACCACCCACCGUCUGCUUCUGGGGCUCCUCCAACAGCACCUUUUGGGGGGAAUGGGGAUUAGGGGGACCCCAAGAACCCCCCCCGGCAUCUUUCCAUGAGAAAAGGCCCAUCCCCCCAGUGGGACAUCUGCAUCACAGCUCCUCCUCCUUCCUGGAAUGUUUCCUCCGGCGAUAAACAGCAGCUUUUGCCAAGAGCUGUCGGAGGGAAGAGAAACCACCAUUUUUGUGAGGAGCAUCCUUGCAGACCACUGGGGCUGGAGGAGAACCUGGCUGGUUCUUGGGGUCUUCUUGACCAAGCUGACCUUGGUGGUGGUGGAGUUGAGGGACAUGCUCGUCCCUGGAGGGUCCUUCUGUCCCCUUGGCAGCCCCAGAGAUGGCAGAAGCUCUUGGUGAUGCAGGUGAAGGCUCACCCGUGAUGAUGCCAUCGCAGCAGAGAGCGGUGGACGAAGGGACCAGCAGGUGAAGACUCCCCAGUAAUGCUGCCAUCACAGCAGAGAGUGGUGGACGAAGGGACCAAUUUUAGCCUCAAGUGCCUUAAAGACAAGAAGGUCCCCAUUGGGGUCACCCUGGUGGUGGUGGUGUUGCUUCUCAUCAUCAUCGCCCUGGCGGUUAAAAAAUGCCCGUCCUGCCCAUCCUGCCCCUCUCCCGUCCUUCCCAGCUGCCGGGAAAAGGGGAUCGGCUUCGGGGAGAAAUGUUUUUACUUUGUGGAGGAGGAAGCGGAUUGGAACGGGAGCGAAAGCUCUUGCCUUGCUCUCGGAGCCCAUUUGGCCACUAUCGACACCCGGGAAGAGCUGCGUUUCCUCCUGCGCUACAGGAGUUUCUGGCACUAUUGGGUUGGCCUCUGGAGGGAAAGUUCUGGACCUUGGAAAUGGUUUAAUGGGUCUCUCUACAAUAAUAUGUUCGAUGUCCAGGGCACAGGACAAUGUGCUUAUGUCAACACAGACGGGAUCAGCAGUGACUGGUGCUCCCAGAUGAAAUAUUCUGUCUGCAGCCAACUGCAAAGGCACCCCAUCAGGAUCCAGAAUUUCACUUGAAACCUCUCCCUCCACAGAGGAAAUCAACCACAAGCUGCUACUAACCCUCCCUCAGGUAGCAGUGAGUGUCCAACCAGCAAACAGCUGCUCUGGGCUGUGUUUUGGCACAUGUCCCACAUGACAUCCUGGUCUCAAAACUGGAAAGACAUGGAUAUGAUGGAUGGACCACACAGUGGAUCAGGAACUGGCUGGAUGGUGGCACUCAAAGGGUUGCGGUCAACGGCUCCAUGUCCAAGUGGAGGCCAGUGAUGAGUGGUGUUCCUCCAUCAGCGACCAGUGUUGUUCAUCCAUCUUUGUUGGAGACAUGGACAGUGGGAUUGAGGGCACCCUCAGGAAUUUUGCCAAUGACACCAAGCUGAGUGGGGCGGUGACACGCUGGAGGGAUGGGGCCCAUCCUGAGGGUCUUGGAAAGAUGGGACUGUGUAAAACCUCAUGAAGUUCAACCAGGUCAAGUGCAAGGUCCUGUAUGUGGGUUGGGGCAAUUCCAGGCACAAAUCCAGGCUGGGCGGAGAAUGGCUGGAGAACAGCCCUGAGGAGAAGGACUUGGGGGUGUUGGUGGAUGAGAAGCUCAACUGAGCCAGCAACAUGCUCACAGCCCAGGAAGCCACUGGCGACGUGGGCUGUAUCAAAAGAAGUGUGGCCAGCAGGGAAAUGAGGGCAAUUCUGCUCCUCUGCUCCACUCUUGUGAGACCCCACCUGGAGUCCUGUGUCCAGCUCUGGAGUCCUCAGCACAGAAAGGACAU